AUGGAGAUUCUUCCCUCUCCUCUUCACUUCUUCAUUUUCAUCACUUUGCUUUCAACAGCAGCACUCAGCAAACCUGCUGUCACAAUAACUCUGUCUCAACCGGUGAGAGAUAAUGAGACUCUUGUGUCGGCGGGAGCAAAGUUCGAGCUCGGAUUCUUCACCCCUGGAAAUUCGUCCAACCGGUAUGUUGGGGUUUGGUUCUACAACAUCCCGGUAAAGACCAUUGUCUGGGUUGCAAAUAGAGACAAUCCAAUCAACGGCUCGUCAGGACUCCUGCAGAUUGGGAGAGGAGGGAAUCUAGUCAUCAUCGAUGGAACGGGAAGAGCCGUUUGGUCCACGAAGACUGUGAAUGUGGCUUCCAAUAACGUGGCUGCGCAGCUCCUGGACUCCGGUAAUCUGGUCCUGACAGAUGAAAGCCACAACGGUUCAGGGAAUUUCCUGUGGCAGAGUUUUGAUCAUCCUUCCAAUACGCUCCUCGCGGGUAUGAAGCUAAAAUGGGACCUGAGGAUCGGGUUGAAUGGCUACCUGACUUCCUGGAGGGAUUCGGACGAUCCUUCUACAGGAGACAUCACAUUCACGCUCGAACUCCAGGGACUACCACAGAAGUUCCUCCGCAGGAAUGCUUCAAUAAUUCAACGAAGCGGGCCAUGGAAUGGUAUUAAGUUCAGUGGAGUGCCCAUGAUCCCGAAUGCGAUCAUCUAUGACCAGGUCGUGACGACUGCUCAAGAAGUGUACAAUACCUUUCAACUCAUCAACGAGUCCACCAUGAUGAGGGUCUUGCUCAGCCACUCUGGCACGGUCCAAUGCUGUGUCUGGAAUGAUAACACGCAGUGGACCGUCAUAUAUGAGCUGCCGAAUGAUUCCUGCGAUGAGUAUGCGAAAUGCGGGCCUAAUGCUCUGUGCACAAUCGGUGACCUCCGGAUAUGCAGCUGCCUGACCGGGUACACCCCGAAGUCACCCCAGGAUUGGGCGAUGCUCGUUUGGUCCAGCGGGUGCGUUAAGAAGAAGCCCCUGAAUUGUCCUAAAGGAGAAGGGUUCAAGAAGCUGAAGGGCGUGAAGGUUCCUGAUAUGUUGAGUUACUGGGUGAACACAAACACGAGCCUCGAUGAAUGUAGAGCUAAGUGCCUGGAAAAUUGUACUUGCACCGCAUAUGCCAAUUCGGACAUUAGCGGCAAGGGAAGCGGAUGUAUCCUUUGGUUUGAAGAUCUUCUCGACAUCAGAAAGCUUGUCGAAUCAAGAAGCAAUCAGGAUGUUUUUAUCCGGGUCAUGGAAUCGGACCUAGGUAUGUUCGAAUUCAGGCAAAAAUCAGAGGUGCAAUCUGUGAGUGAAAACAACUUAGAGCUGCCUAUACUUGACUUGGAGGACAUUACUAAAGCGACUAAUAGCUUUUCCUCUCUGAAUAAAAUUGGAGAGGGCGGUUUUGGUCCAGUCUAUAAGGGUCUAAUGUCCGAUGGAGUUCAAAUAGCUGUCAAGAGGCUGUCGCGGAACUCGAGACAGGGCUUUGAUGAGUUCAAGAAUGAAGUCCUGUUGAUUGCGAGACUUCAACACCGAAAUCUUGUCAAGCUAUUGGGAUGCUGUAUUGAUGGAGAAGAAAGGAUGUUAGCAUAUGAAUAUAUGCCGAACGGAAGCCUUGACUCAAUAAUAUUUGGUAAUAGAGCAGGUAAUUCUCUUGUGUGGAGGCGGCGGUUCGAUAUCAUUGUUGGUGUUGCAAGGGGACUUUUAUAUUUACAUCGCGACUCAAGAUUGAGAAUAAUUCAUCGGGAUCUAAAAGCUAGCAAUGUGUUGCUGGAUAGUGAAAUGAACCCAAAGAUAUCAGAUUUUGGCAUGGCUAGGGCUUUCGGAGGAGAUCAAUUCCUGGAAAAGACGAGACGUGUAGUUGGGACUUAUGGGUACAUGUCUCCAGAGUAUGCAAUAGAUGGAAUUUUCUCGACUAAAUCGGAUGUUUUUAGCUUUGGAGUCCUAGUCCUGGAAAUAAUAAGCGGCAGGAGGAACAGAGAAUUUCAUCAUCAUGAUCACAAUCUCAACCUUCUUGGACAUGUCAGCUUACACUCUAAGUUUCUACUUCAUAUUCUGAUGCUUCUGGAAUAAAAUUGCCUAAAACUCCGCAACUU
Syzygium oleosum is the source of this 2111-nucleotide messenger RNA. RefSeq names its product G-type lectin S-receptor-like serine/threonine-protein kinase At4g27290. Gene Ontology annotation, biological process: recognition of pollen; protein phosphorylation. The record is from RefSeq and is a predicted model, not a curated record. Gene Ontology annotation, molecular function: ATP binding; protein kinase activity. Bases 1 to 2088 code for a protein of 695 amino acids. The transcript is spliced from 5 exons. NCBI's taxonomy places the organism in Eukaryota, Viridiplantae, Streptophyta, Magnoliopsida, Myrtales, Myrtaceae.